AGAGUUAGUGAGUGUGAAAGAGGGAGAGGGCAGAGAGAAGGAGAGAAAAGAAAGGAAGAGAAAGAGAUGGAGAGAAGACAGGCAAAUAGUGCGUGAGGAGUCAAACAAGAGCAGUGGGUGUAAAAAAGCAAACAUCAGAGGAAAGAGUUGUUUCAUCGACUGGUCAGCGGACUCACCAGGGGGAUUAUGUCCAAACCUUCGACCAACGUUAAGGCCCUUCAGGCUAAUUUGAACAUCCCGAUGGGAGCUCUGCGUCCAGGGGCGGGACUUCCUGUCAAGAGGAGAGAGGACACAGUAGAAACAGAAGAGGAUCCUUCACCUCCAAGCGCUGCAGCCCAGUCACCAGAGGAGAAGAAAUUGCCAGGAGCAGUGAAGCUACCUGGGCCUGUUGUUAACCUUUCAGAGAUACAAAACGCCAAGAGUGAACUACGAUGGGUCACCAAGGAGUAACAUGAUUCUCCAGCCAGGCGGAGAGGAAAGCAGAUAAUCUUCAUAGACACAGACUUGCCCACUGACUCUGAAGAAUGGCAAAAUACAACCCCAAUCCCAACAUGUUUGGAGAUACUAAUGCCUCAGUUUUUAUAAACUCUCCUCCAAUCAGUAGUUUCACACAAAUAUUUAUUUAUCUUUCCAAUUAAAUCAUAAUUUAUACAACAAUUUCAAAUAUUCUUGACAGUCUUGCUUCAGAUAAUAUAUCAUUUGCCUGGACUUUUAGAAGUGAGUGACUUGUGUUACAAUUACAACAUACUGUUAAGCAUAUUAUCUGCUUUUCUGUUAAGUAGAUGGUUAAAAAGGACAUUUUAUUGACAAGGAAUAUAAAUUCGAGGAAUCCAUCUCAGCAACAAAUAAACUCUGUGGUGACACUUCAGCUGUUCAUCACUGAUUUAUAUUGAUACUUUAUAUUGAUACAAUAAUAAAUGUUUCCUUUGCUAAUGUUGUAUGUGGGGUUUAAGGUCAGCUGUACUGCUUUUGGGGGGGAAUAAUCAUACGUUUGUUGUUUAUUGUGAUGUUUCCCAAAAUGUCUUGAAAAAACACUGCAAUAAAUCAAAAAGGUUCUAAAAA
Molecule: messenger RNA, 1062 nt
Organism: Oreochromis niloticus (Nile tilapia)
Lineage: Eukaryota; Metazoa; Chordata; Actinopteri; Cichliformes; Cichlidae
Gene: smpx
Product: small muscle protein X-linked
Exons: 5
Coding region: 187-450 (87 amino acids)
Cellular component (GO): costamere; muscle tendon junction; M band
Source: RefSeq, a predicted model, not a curated record